CAAAGAUGUGUGUGUCGUCCUGUUCUGGCUUCUCUUUCCUCAGCAUCCUCGUCAUCAUCAUCAUCAUCAUCACGGUGAUGCUGAGCGGCUCCUCGGUGAUGGUGAUGGCGUGUGUGGAUGCUGCCUGAGCGCCUGGAGAGGAGGAGAGGAGGAGAGGAGGAGAGAAGAAAGACAGGACAGGAAUCCUGCUCGGUGUCGGCUUUACGCGCGUCUGUGCGUCGCUCCGGUGGAAUGAGAAGCUGCUGUUGCUGCUGCUGCUGCUGCAACCAUGAUGGAAGGACUGAAGAAGCGAACCCGAAAGGCGUUCGGGUUACGCAAGAAAGAGAAGGACACUGACUCCACGGGAUCACCAGAGAAAGACAAAUCAAAAAAAGCCAACGGUGCUCCAAAUGGGUUCUACGGCGAGAUAGACUGGGAUCGAUAUAAUUCCCCUGAUGUGGAUGAUGAGGGCUUCAGCAUCAGACCCGGAGAACAAGGAGGAACACCAGCCAAAGCCAGAACCUUCUUCUCAUCCAGUGAGUCAGAGGGUGAGGAUGAGCCAGGGAAGAAGUUUAAGAUCAAGAUCAAGCCCCUGGCACCAGAUAACGGCACUGUGUCCACAGUGGAUGAGCUGAAGGCCUCUGUGGGCACGCUGGCCAUCUCAACCUCGCCUUUGAUGAAAAGUCCAAGGCGCAGCCCGUGUCCACUGAAACGAACUAUCUCAAGUGAGGAGAUCGCCAGGCCUAGACGUUCCACUCCAACACCGACUCUAACUCCGGGGCCUGGUCCUGACACACCAAGUAAAAGGUUAUCAGACAAUGCUUCAGCUUUUUUCGGCCCUCCGUUUGAGGCAAACUUCGAAGCACAGAACUCGGAAGUGUUCUUAGCGGAGCCGGAGCUGUGGCGUCUAUCAACGCCAAGCAACACCUCCCCGCUGAACAGACGCUUCCCCACAGGAGCUCCACCUCCUCUUCCUCCGAAGAACAUUCCUGCAACUCCACCCAGCUACAGAUCCAGCUCUCUGGAAUCGUCAGGUUAUUACAGUGUUGUUCCAAGUGUAAGAGGAGAAGGAUCACCUUCGAUCUAUCGGGACAUUCUACUAUCAGACCCUACAGGGGGCCCUGCUCUUCCUGACAUGGACAAUGUAUUUGCCCCAUCAGAUACCCCCAAAUCUGAAUCAGAGAUGUUGCAGUCCAACUGGGUCAGUUUCACUGAUGGGACAACCUCCAGGCCUCCACCCCCUGAUGAGCCUGCCCCUUCCCCACCUCUCUCAUCCUCUUCUGAGGACACACCCCCUACUUCACCUCCUGCCUCAUCGCCUCCUCUGCUGCACUCUAUCCCUCCACCUGAAUCUCCUCCUCCCCCACCCCCAGAUUCCCCCCCAGACUCCCUAUCUCCUGAUGAUCUGGCCCAACCCCAACAUUCCACAUUCCCGCUCCAAGAGUCCAGCUUUUCCAUGACUACUCCUCUCACUCUACCUAGCCCUGGCAUGCCCCCUCUGCCAACUGUGCCACCUCCUCUGGGGAUGCGAGAUGAUGCCAGAAGAACACCAGACUCUUUUGGGCUAAGAGAGGAAAUCCUCUCACUUUCCACCUCACCCAAGGACAUUGGGAUGGGGGGUUUGCGUGGCACACCACCUCCACUGCCCCCUCUCACCUACAGGAGUGUGGCCGUCUCACCAGGGCCUGGUAGCCGGCCUUCAUCACCUGCACGUCCUGGCACUCCUUUAUCAGCAGGUAGCCCAAUACCACCACUCCCACCCCGGCCAUCCUCGCGGCCCAAACUUCCCCCUGGUAAACCAAACGUGGCAGACUUGGCUUGGCCCAUCAGCGGUCCUGUCCACUCAUGGAGUCCUCCUCCCUUUGCUCCCCUGGCCCGAGCAGAAAGUAGCUCCUCCAUUUCUUCCAUCACUUCCCUCAGUGCUGCCUCCACACCAACGCUUGGCAGAGAGUUCAAUCUCUCUGUCUCAGCCUGUUCCCGAGGACCAAGUCCACUUACCAUGGGUCCCCAGGACACUCUACCAGUGGCAGCAGCCUUCACAGAGACCAUCAGCGCCUACUUCAAAGGAGCCGACCCCAGCAAGUGUGUGGUAAAGAUAACUGGAGAGAUGGUUCUGUCCUUCCCAGCAGGCAUCACAAGACAUUUCUCGAACCAGCCGAGUCCUCCAGUACUGACCUUCACUAUCAGCCAUUACAGCCGUCUGGAGCAGGUCCUCCCCAACCCUCAGCUGCUCUGCUGUGACCCGAUGCCUGCCUUCUCCGACUGUAAAGAGUUUCGGGUGAACAUGCCCAACCUGAUGGCUCAUCUCAAGAAGGUGGCGGACCAGCGGCCUCAGGCUACCUACUACAAUGUGGACAUGCUGAAGUACCAGGUGUCGGCACGGGGCAUCCAGUCUACUCCAUUGAACCUGGCACUAAGCUGGCGCGGUGAUGCUAACAGCACUGACCUCAGGAUAGACUACAAAUACAAUGCAGAGGCCAUGCCCAUCCCCACACCCCUCACCAACAUCCACUUCCUGGUGCCAGUGGACGGCGGUGUAACCAAACUGCAGGCCAUGCUGCCUCCAGCUAUAUGGAACCCAGAAACCCAUAAGAUACUGUGGAAGAUCUCUGAACUCUCGCAGAAAUCAGAAAACGGAGGAGUGGGGGCGCUGUUGUGUCGCUUCCAGCUGGCCGAAGGUCCGAGUAAACCGUCCCAACUGGCCGUGCAGUUCACUAGUGAGGGAAGCACACUGUCCGGCUGCGACUUCCAGCUGCUGGGAAGUGGAUACAGACUGUCCCUGAUUAAGAAGCGCUUCUCGACAGGUAAAUAUUUGGCAGAUAACUGACGUCAGUUAACAACAACAACUCGUGGAACAGACGGAGUGACGACGCCUUCAAAUUCACCACUGAAGAGACUUAACAAUGUUUUUAAAAUUCAAAGGGAUUCCUUAACUUGGAAUUUCACAAGUAGUGUCUCUCCGGCAUAGAAUAUUGUGUGUGUGUGUGUGUGUGUGUGUGUGUAUAAAGGCAAUUUCAGGACAAAUGCAAUACAGCAACAUUCUUUGCUGGGUUUAUGCACGAAGGCAGAGUUUCCUCUCAGAGCUUGAUAAUAUGCGUGUUUGUUUGUGUGUGUGUGUGUGUGUGUGUGUGUAUGAGUGACUUUAUAUCCUGGGCAUGUGCCGAUAAUCAGGUACUUAAAAUAUUGUGAUAUUCACCAUGAACAAUUCUUAGCGAGGGUGCUUUUAUUUAUUUAUUUUUUAAAGUCACCAUAAUUUUGUUCAUCAGAUAAAAGUUUCCGAAAAUUUUAAAAACUGUUGCGAAGACUGAAAAAUUAGUUUACGAACAAUAACAUAAUUACAGAUUUAUUUUUACUUGUAUUAUAUGAGGUAAAAUAAUGUAAAGGGACCUGAAAGUUACUGCAUAAUUUGCUAGCUAGCUCUAGAUAGAUUUCUUUAGAUAGCUACUUAUGAAACAUAGAGAUAAAAGAUUCAUAGUCAUUCCCAGGGUGAAAUUUAGGAGGAUAUUUACCUGAUUUACCUAAUGAUACGCUAGCCAGCAUUAGGUAACUAUCUAGUUAACUAAUACUACAAGUUAUACCCCAUAACUGUUAUAUUAGCUUGUUUUUUGGGGGGAGGUUCAAUUUAGCUAGCUAUUUUUUUUUGUAAGCUAGUUAACAUUAGUUGCAAAGCCCCUUAUAUUUGCACAAUAUUAGAUGCAAUGCAGGAUAAAAUGUCAAAAAUGCAUAUUUGCUAUAUGUCAAAAGUGAAUGUAAUACAACUUGACAGGCACUGUGUUAAACCUGUUAGCUUGAUAUUUGAUACAAAUGGUGAUAAAGUGUCAGGAGGAUAUUGUCAUUUGUCAGAAGUCAUUUCCUGGGUUAAAUUUUGUGACCUAAUGUAAUACAGACUAACUGGCAGUAUAUGUAUCUUGUUAGCUAGCGUUAGUUAACUAGCAUUUGUUAGCUAGCUAGCUACAUUCUCUUGCUCUUUAAUACAAAGGGGUAACAUUUACUGAGAUAUAAAAACAUAAAAUCGGCACAUGCCUUGUGAUAUCGUGUACUGUUAAUCCCAGAGUUUGAUUAGCCAAUAUAAUAACAGAAACCGGUGAGGUGAUGUUCGGUUAUGUUUUAAAUAUUUAUUUCCCCCCCAAAACAAUGCAAAUAACAUGUGUUAUACUAGAUAAAUGAUACUGGACGUCAGAUUUACCUCAAAUUUUCUAACUAGUUCAACCAAAUGUUGAACUUGAAAAAAAAAAAAAAGCUGUAAAUCAUAACAGAGAAGGAAACGUGGUAGACAUCAGAUUAGUUUCAUAUGAAUUUUGAUAUUCGCGUCGGUUGUGAGGUGAUGUUUUUGUCUGUGAGGUUGAAAAAGCGGAAAUGAUGUUCCAUAAUUAGAUAUCGAUAAACUCUGGAAUUCAAUUUUCAUGCAACAUAGCGAUGCCUAAACAUUUUCUAAUCAUGUGUCUUGAAUCAAAAUACUAAUAAUGUUGAUAAUUAAGCGACACAGAAUCUGUGUCAGGAUUUAAUGCAGCAUUCCGUAGUAUGAACUAUUUACCGAUUUGAUUUUCCACAAUGUGGACUUUUUUUAAACGUUUUUUUUUUUUCUGUAGCAAUAUUGAUGAUUGUGUAUAAAUGUAAGAUAAGAAUUGUUAUAUGUAUAUGUAACGGAUAUACAGCUUCUACGUAUUAUCAUAAGCCAAUGUUUAGUAGUUGAAAAAAAAUUCAUGACCGCACUUUAUUUCAAUGUUCCUUUUAUUUGAUGUUAUUUUUCUCCAUUUUUUUAAAACACACAUUAUUUAUGAAGUAUACAAAUGGCCGUUUUAUAUAUCUAAAAGUCAAAACCCCUUGUUUCAGCGUGUACUGUACGAUGCUUUGACGUAUUCUAGGCAUCUGUUUUAUUUAUCGUAAGUCUACUCAAGCAAGAAAAGUUCAUACCUCCAAGCCACCAGGGGGUGAUAAGAAACACAUGGAUAAACCUCAGAUACCCACCUUGUUAUUCAACUCGGUGAGAAAGUUCCAGAAAGAUUGCUGUAUGUACAUACAUCAUACAUCAGUCACCCUGGUGGUUAUCCGUGAUUUGACUUUUAAGAUUUCUCAAUUCAAGAACUAGUCACAUUGCUAGCUACAGUAUGUUUUCGAAAAGUUAAAUAUAAUAUUUAGUGUUUACAACUUUUCUUGAUAAAAACACAUUUCACUACAUGAAGGCCACAACAUGCAUUAUAGCUGUUGUCUGGUGCCAUGCUAGCAUAACAAUUUUAGGUUAGCAAAACUUUUUCUCGAAUGUUCUAGAAACUUUUGGCUGCUUUUUUUGGUUGCAAAUUUAAUCUGUCACAUUUUCUGGCUGUUCCGAGGAGAAUUCUUACAUAACAUUGAGAAAUGUACAAAGUUACUGCAACAUUUUCAGCCGCAUGAACAAUUACGUCCCACAGCUGCAUACGUAAUUUACAUUCACCUUCCACUUUAAUAGAAGCACCUACACAUCUGCUCUUUUAUGCAGUUAUGCAAUCAUUCAAUCAUGUGGCAGCAGCACAAUGCAAAAAAUCAUGCACAUACAGGUCAAGAGCUUCAGUUAAUGUUCACUUCAAACAUCAGAAUGGAGAAAAAGUGUGAUAUCUGUGACUUUAACCAUGGCAUGGUUGUUGGUACCAGAUGGGCUGGUUUGACUAUUUCAUAAACUGCUGAUUUCCUGGGAUUUUCACACACAACAGUCUUUAGAGUUUACACAGAAUGGUGCGAAAAACAAAACACAUUGACUGAGAGACAGUUCUGUGGGUGGAAAUGCCUUGUUCAUAAGAGAGAUCAGAGGAAAAUGGACAGAUUGGUUCGAGCUGCCAGGAAGGAUAUCGUAACUCAUAUAAUCACCCUUUACAAUCGUGGUGAGCAGAAAAGCAUCUUAGCAUGCACAAAACAUUGAACCGUGAGGUGGAUGGGCUACAACAGCGGAAGACCACAUCAGGUUCCACUCCUGUCAGUCAAGAACAGGAAUCUGAGGCUAUCAUCCAAUCACCUGGUCUUUUUCCAGUCUUCAACUGUCCAGUUUGGGUGUGCCUGUGCCCACGAUAGCCUCAGCUUCUUGUUGCCACAUGACUGAAUGAUUGGAUAACUGCACAAAUGAGCAGUUGUAUGUGUUCCUAUUAAAGUGGAUGGUGAUGGUAUGUAACUAGCUAAAAUUAAUCGUAUUGCUAAACACUCCAUUUCUUCAAAAAGUUAGAAAAAUCUGUUUCAAAAAUCUGUUUUCAUUGCAUUUGUGCCCUUCCUAAUGAAAAAAAAAAACAUUUAGGACAGGUCCAAGAAAAUUCUCUCAUAAAAGGUUAUGUUUAGCACAAAGGUUUUUAGUAAUGUUUUAGAAAUCUGAAUUAUAAAAGUAGCCAACCAGCUAGAAGAAUGCUAGCUGCUAGUCACUUCCUAGCUAAAACAAAGCGAUAUCAGAUCAUAUAAUAAUCUAAAGUACGAAGGUUUUCAAAAGGUUAUAAAAAUAACAUUGGUGAAAUAUUGUGAAAAUGUGAUAUAGUAAUGGUCUGUGUUUACGAUGCUCACGGUGAGAGAAAAGCUAACAGUAUGGAGAUGUUUGUGUUAAUGUUCAGGCUACUAAAAAUGUUACAAGUGUUAUAGCAGUGUGUUACAUUUCUAAAUAUUUCUGAACGUUAUGUAAGAAUUCUCCUCAAAUCACCCAGAAAACCCUGAUAGACUGAAUGUUUGAGAAACCGAACGGUAGUUAGAACCUUUCAGAAAGCGUUUUGCUGAUGCUAACAUAACACUGUUAAUGUUGCUAGCAUGCUGUGGCCUUUUUUUGUAGUGAAAAUGUGGGGUUUUUUUCAAGAAAAUAUAUAAACACUAAACAUCUGCAGUAUGUAUUUAACUUUAUAUCUGAACACUACUGGAGCUAGCACUGCGGUUAGUUUUUUAGUCAAGGAAUUUCAAAUUCUUAAUGAUUUUUUUGGUUGUUGCAUAAAUAAUCAUGAUCCUUUCUGUCCUGAAAAGAGAUUCGGGUCAAGAAAACUUCAACGACUCUGUUGAUUCUUACGUAGUUUGAAAUUAUUAAAAAAAAAUUUAAAAAAAACAGGGUUGUAUGUGCUUAUCACGCUACGGGGUUACAGUGUUAAUUAGGUGAUACUGUUGAUUUUGGAAAGCUGUACUGUUUUUUUUUUUAUUUUUUUCAUUUUGGGGGGUUUAAUAUUAAAACAGGUUCCACAAAAAUAAUCUCUGGAAUUAUGAACGCUAAUUAUUUUGAUCAGGAUGAAUCAGGAAUAUGGCCGCCAUCAGUUUAGCAGAUUAUUUUGUUUACAUUAUUACAUUAUAUUAUUUGAAUCAUUUUUUAGACCUUACAUGACCUGCACAGAGACUUUUUCUUGUGCCGUGUGUGUGUGUGUAUGUGUGUGUGCGUGUGUGUGAGCGCCGUUUUGCCGGUUACAAUUUCAUCUCAUAGAAAAAGCCAUGUGCGAAGUAAUAUCUGUAUUUAUCAGUUGCAUCUUGUUCAUUACAGAUAAAACAGAAUAUGCAAAAGUUUAAUGUGUAGGAUACGGCCUUCACAGGGUCUAUGAUAAUAUAAAGGUUGAAAAUGAUAGGUAUAUUAAAGGUGUAAUAUAAAGUAUUAACAUAAAAUAAAUAAAUUAAAAACACCACUGUGGGGUCUGUCUGCUUGUCAGUCGGUUUCUGCUAGCUUGUUUGCCAGUUUACCUGUUAGCUUACUAACAUUUCGUUCUGUUACAAUUGUACCGAUCGCAUAACUGGUUAUGACUAAAAGAAUUCCCAACCAGUAGACACUGAAAGGAUAAACGUGUCGUAAACUCUGGUAUUAUUUACUCAAUUACUCAUUUUGUGUUACUUU
Molecule: messenger RNA, 7786 nt
Organism: Pangasianodon hypophthalmus (striped catfish)
Lineage: Eukaryota; Metazoa; Chordata; Actinopteri; Siluriformes; Pangasiidae
Gene: sgip1b
Product: SH3GL interacting endocytic adaptor 1b
Exons: 23
Coding region: 269-2806 (845 amino acids)
Biological process (GO): plasma membrane tubulation; cytoskeleton organization; regulation of endocytosis
Cellular component (GO): plasma membrane; cytoplasm; endosome
Molecular function (GO): phospholipid binding
Source: RefSeq, a predicted model, not a curated record